This is a messenger RNA of Glarea lozoyensis ATCC 20868, 3090 nucleotides long. RefSeq names its product Creatinase/aminopeptidase. Gene Ontology annotation, molecular function: nucleosome binding. Gene Ontology annotation, cellular component: FACT complex. Gene Ontology annotation, biological process: positive regulation of transcription elongation by RNA polymerase II; transcription elongation by RNA polymerase II. The transcript is spliced from 6 exons. The record is from RefSeq and is a predicted model, not a curated record. Bases 1 to 3090 code for a protein of 1029 amino acids. Lineage: Eukaryota; Fungi; Ascomycota; Leotiomycetes; Helotiales; Helotiaceae.
AUGGCAGAGAUCAAAAUCGACAAACAGCUCUUCCAGGAGCGGCUGAGCCACUUCAUUGCGGCGUGGAAAGCGGACAAGAGGAGUGGCGACGCGAUGUUUGGCGGCGUGUCGAGCGUGCUGGUUCUUAUGGGCAAGACGGAGGAUAGUGCGCAGUUUAUGAAGGGGAAUGCUAUUCAUUUCUGGUUGUUGGGUUAUGAAUUCCCGGCUACGCUUUUUUUGUUCACGCUCGAGGGAUUAUGGAUCGUCACGACGGCGAAAAAAGCGAAACAUUUGGAACCGUUAAAGGGUGGGAAGAUCCCGCUUGAGGUUCUGGUACGUGGGAAAGAUGCCGAGGGCAAUGAGAAGCUUUUUCAGAAGAUUGCGAGUCAGAUGAAAUCUGCGGGGAAAAAAGUUGGCGUGCUCACGAAGGAUACUUCCAGUGGGCCAUUUGUUGAUGAGUGGAAAAAGGUGUUUGAGGGCGUUUCGGGCGAUUUGGAACAGGUUGAUAUUUCGUCUGCGCUUUCGGGGGCGGCGUUGGCUGUUAAGGAUGAGAAUGAAUUGCGAGCAAUGAGAACUGCAUCUCGAGCUUGCAUAGCUCUUAUGAACCCAUAUUUCGUCGAGGAAAUGUCUGCGGUACUGGACGAAGAGAAGAAAGUCAAGCAUAGUGCUUUGGCGAACAGAAUCGACAGUAAACUGGACGAUACGAAAUGGUGGAAAUCCGUCGAGCUCCCAAACAAAUCGCGAAUGCCUUCAGAUUUUGAUCCUACACAGCUGGACUGGACACACGGACCGAUCGUUCAGAGUGGUGGGAAGUUCGAUUUGAAAAUGAAUGCGCAAACUGACGAUGAGGUUCUCCAUGCUGGUGUUAUCCUUUCUUCGAUGGGUCUACGUUACAAGUCAUACUGCUCUUUGAUUGCGCGAACAUAUUUGGUCGAUCCGAAUAAGUCGCAGGAGAGCAACUAUAAAUUGUUACUUCUCGUCCAUAGUACCGUUAUCAAGGAAAUUAGAGAUGGCGCCAAUGCGAAGGAUGUCUAUGCGAAAGCUGUCGGUCUGGUGAAGGCGAAGAAACCUGAACUUGAGAAGCAUUUCUUGAAGAACGUGGGUGCUGGAAUCGGUAUCGAGACUCGAGAUUCGACAUUGAUCUUGAACGCCAAAAGCACACGUACCUUGAAAGAUGGUAUGACGCUUUGCAUUACUACUGGUUUUAACGACAUCGAGAAUCCAAAUCCACAGGAUAAAAAGAGCAAAACAUAUUCUAUGGUUCUGUCAGAUACGGUUCGUGUUACAUCUGCCGACGCGGUCAUAUUUACUGGGGAUGCGCCAUCUGAUCUUGAUGCGACCUCUUUCUUUUUCAAGGAUGACGAGGAAGCUCAGCCAACACCCAAAAAGGCGAAGAAAGACUCUACUGUUGGAGCCGUCGCUACCAAAAAUAUCACGAAAACAAAGCUUCGAGCUGAACGGACGACCCAGGCCGAUGAGGGUGCGGAGCAGAGACGACGUGAACAUCAAAAAGAGCUUGCGUUGAAGAACCAGGAAGCUGGAAAGAAGCGCUUUGCUGAGGCGACUGGCAACCAGAAUGGCUCGACAAUCAAGAAGUUCAAGCGAUUCGAGUCGUAUAAGCGUGACAAUCAGUUCCCACCUCGUGUCCGAGAUUUGGCUAUCGUUAUGGAUCAAAAGAACGCGACCAUUAUUCUUCCAAUCAUGGGCCGUCCCGUACCAUUUCAUAUCCAGACUAUCAAGAAUGCGAGCAAAAGUGACGAAGGAGAUUUCGCUUACUUGCGAAUCAAUUUCUUAUCACCUGGUCAGGGUGUGGGAAGAAAAGAUGAUCAACCAUUUGAGGAUGCUUCUGCUCAUUUCGUUCGAAGUCUUACCUUCCGGUCUCAUGACGGUGAUAGAUUUCAAGAUAUUGCAAAUCAGAUCAGUAAUAUGAAAAAGGAUGCUGUUAAGCGAGAACAGGAGAAGAAAGAGAUGGAGGACGUCGUUGAGCAGGAUAAAUUGAUUGAGAUUAGAAACCGAAGACCACCUGUCAUCGAUAACGUUUUCGUACGUCCAGCCAUGGAUGGUAAGCGUAUUGCUGGUAAGGUUGAGAUUCAUCAGAACGGUCUGAGAUAUCAAUCACCGGUCAACACAAAUCAAAGGGUGGAUAUUCUCUUUAGCAACGUCAAACAUUUGUUCUUCCAACCUUGUCAGCACGAGCUCGUCGUCAUCAUUCACGUUCAUCUGAAGGAUCCAAUUUUGAUCGGAAAGAAGAAGACGAAAGAUGUACAAUUUUAUCGCGAAGCUACCGACAUCCAGUUCGAUGAGACGGGAAAUCGCAAGCGCAAGUACAGAUAUGGCGACGAAGAAGAAUUUGAGGCGGAACAGGAAGAGCGAAGAAGACGAGCUGAGCUUGAUCGCCAAUUCAAGGCAUUUGCCGAGAAGAUUGCUGAAGCUGGAAGAAGCGAGAAUGUUGACGUUGAUGUUCCAUUCCGCGAGCUUGGCUUUAACGGUGUACCAAAUCGAUCCAAUGUCUUCUGUCAGCCUUCGACUGAUUGUUUGGUUCAACUCACUGAGCCACCUUUUAUGGUCAUCACACUCGAGGAAAUCGAAAUCGCCCAUCUCGAACGUGUCCAAUUCGGUCUCAAAAACUUCGAUAUGGUAUUCAUCUUCAAAGACUUCACCCGUACCCCCGCACACAUCAACACCAUCCCCGUCGAAUCCCUAGAAAACGUCAAGGAGUGGCUCGAUUCCGUCAACAUCCCAUUCACCGAAGGACCACUCAAUCUCAACUGGCCGACGAUCAUGAAGACCGUCGUCGCAGACCCACACGCCUUCUUCGCCGAUGGCGGUUGGGGUUUCUUAUCUAACGAAACGGACGCUGACGACGAUGAAGAUGAGUCGGAGGAAUCCGCGUUUGAGAUGAGCGAUGAGGAGCUGGCGGCGAGUGAAGAGAGCAGUGAUGAAGACAGCGAUUUCGAUAGUAAUGCUAGUGAUGAUGAGGGUAGUGCGGGGAGUGAUGAGGGUGAGUCUGAGGGUGAGGAUUGGGAUCAGUUGGAGGAGAAGGCGAAGAGGAAGGAUCGCGAGGGUGGGCUGGAUGAUGAGGAGAAGCCGGCUAAGAAGAGGAAGCAUUAG